AUGAUUCAACUAUCGUCCUGCAUUGCAUCAGAUGGUUUUCAAACCAAUAUAAGAGAAAAUUUACUAGGAAUACCAACAAUUAUGUAUCCUGAAUUAAAUCAAAUUGAUAUGAAUAUUAAUCCAAAAACAGAAAUUAAUCGCCCUGUUAGUGUACAAGAUGCUGAAUUAUUACUUUCAAUAAGUUCUGCACCACCACCUACAAAACCAAGAAAACUUCAUCCAAAAUUUCGACCAUAUAUUUGUGAAUCAAUUGAUACAUCUAUUCCAAUAUUAAAUAAUUUAAAAUUAUCAAAUCGAUCAAAUUCAAUAUCAUCAUCCCUAUCUGAUGAAUAUUCAUCAGAUCCAUCAUCAACACCAUGUACAUCUCCAUAUUUAUCAUCAAAUGAUGAUAGUCAAACAUCUUUAACUCAAAGCAAUAAUAAUAAUAAUACGAAUAAUAAUAAUCAAGAAUAUCAUGUUCUUUAUGUUAAUCUCAAUGGUGAAUAUGUUCCUGUAGCUAAAACUUCAUUUACCAUUCCAACAACACUUCCAUCAUCAGACUUUCAAAUCCCGAUAUGUAAACCAACAUUAACACUUGAUCGAAAAAGAAAUCAUAUCUGUAUAUAUCCCGGCUGUCAAAAAUCAUAUUUUAAAUCAUCUCAUUUAAAGGCUCAUGUUCGAUUACAUACUGGUGAAAAACCGUUUUCAUGUUCGUGGUCAAAUUGUUAUAAAACAUUUGCACGAUCAGAUGAAUUAAGUCGACAUCGACGAACUCAUACUGGUGAAAAGAAACAUAUUUGUCCUGUUUGUCAAAAAGCCUUUAUGCGUAGUGAUCAUUUAUCAAAACAUCAAAAACUUCAUACAAAAAUCAAGAUCUCAUCUUGA
Messenger RNA from Rotaria sp. Silwood2, 864 nucleotides. NCBI's taxonomy places the organism in Eukaryota, Metazoa, Rotifera, Eurotatoria, Philodinida, Philodinidae. The record is from the annotation of a GenBank genome assembly.